Molecule: messenger RNA, 821 nt
Organism: Frankliniella occidentalis (western flower thrips)
Lineage: Eukaryota; Metazoa; Arthropoda; Insecta; Thysanoptera; Thripidae
Product: cuticle protein 1-like
Exons: 2
Coding region: 198-548 (116 amino acids)
Molecular function (GO): structural constituent of cuticle
Source: RefSeq, a predicted model, not a curated record
GGAGCCUGGCCAAUAGGCCGACCAAUAGACCAGCCAAUAGGCCGGCCUACGGACGCCGCGCCACGCCACGCCACGCCAGGAUCGGCGCGCGCGCGCGAGCCUCACGCCGAUAUAUAAACGCACGGCGUGCGUGUGCCGCAUCAUCACGCCCCGAGCAGCUUCACACUUCACUUCUCACUCCAACUUCACACCCCGCCAUGUUCGCCAAGCUGAUCGUCGUGAGCGCGCUGGUGGCGGCCGUGUCCGCGAGCCUGGCCGCGGACCGCUACCCCGCCGGCCUCAACCCGGCGCUCUGCCCGGGCUACCCUCUCUGCGACAACGUGCUCCUGGCGCUGCACAGCAACGGCCAGGCCCCGGUCGCGGUGCCCGCCACGCCCACCGUCUGGGGCGGCCGGGAGUACCCCGCCGGCGUCUCCCCCGCCUCCUGCCCCAACUACCCCUACUGCAACGUGGGCGUGCACGUCGCUCCGCUGCCCGGCUUUGCCCAGCGCGAGUACCCCGCCGGCGUCUCGCCCGCCGCCUGCCCCAACUACCCUUACUGCCACUGAUGACCCCCCGCCAAGCGCGCCUACAAACUGAUCGCCCUCCACAAGGAAUCUUCCUCGGCGCUCAGCCCCCGCACCACUCGUCGUACGCCCGUCGGCUCUGAUCAGCAUUUCUCGCCGUGUUGGCGGUGAGAAAUGAAAUGGUCGAGCCGACUAACCGCAGUCGCGCCCCCCGGUGCGCCCGUCGAGUCGUGUCGUGGCCGGCCUGUGCCAGAUGAGGCCCUGCAUCUGAGGGUUGUUGAGGAAGAAAAAUUGAAAUAAAACCAAAGCUUUUCA